AGCCUCGCGCACUCGAGCAGCAGCAGCGGGAGGAGGAGGGACGAGUUGUUGGAGCAGCGGCGGCAGUUCAUUACGCGUCUGCUGGAGACACUGUAGCCCGCUCACCUGUGCGCGCACACCGCCACUGGAACGAACAGGAACCCGCUGGAGUGUCUCUGCGUUUCACCCCGCGCUGGAGACGCCGUGACCGUUUUUUUUAGGGGGGGAGGAGGAAACUCGACUCUUUGGAAAACGCGCCUCGCUCUGUCGGACCUCGGGGUUUUGUUUGUUUGUCCCACACGAAGCGGCCCAAGUUUUACCACGAAAGGAGCCGAGGAGAUUUAGAAACCAAAAGUGACUUGUACGAGCGCGUUUUGGGAAGAGGACAGCGCGGGAGCCAUGGAGGGACACGUUCGUCGCUUUGGGUUCGGAUGUGGGAGAGUGAACGCGCUGCUGUGGCUCGCUGUCUUCGCCUUUGCGCACGGAGCCUCGGGGCAGAAGGUGAAGGUGGAGCCGGAGGUUCUGUCUUACCCGGGACAGACGGUCAACCUGCGAUGUGCUUUUACCGACGCCACUGGGGUCCAGCUCACCAUGGUGACAUGGAUUUACGAGCCCAAGGACGGAGAGAGGAUCAACAUCGCCGUCUUUCACCCGAACUUUGACCCAAAUUACCCAGAUUCCCCCAUGAAAGGCCGGGUCAGCUUCGCCCCCACCCCUCCGGACCUGUCCAGCCCCUCCAUCCAGAUCCAGGACGUGCGCAUGUCCGACGAGGGGAAGUACAUCUGCGAAUACGCCACAUACCCCAGCGGAAACGAGCAGGGCAUCACGUACCUGGUCAUGCUCGCUAAACCGCAGAACGCCGCCUCCAUCGUGACCGUAGAAGCCGGCGCCAAACCCGUCGUGGUCGCCCGCUGCGAGUCCCUGAACGGGCGUCCGGAGGCGAAGAUCCGCUGGGUGACCACGGCGAAGGGCAACGCCACGUCCGUGUCCAAACCCGGCGCCGAUAACACCGUGUCCAUCACCAGCGAAUACAAACUGGUCCCGACGGCGGCGGACAACGGGAAAGACAUCAGCUGCAUCGUGGAACAUCGCACCCAGACCAAACCGGAGAGUUUCCUCAUGAAACUGGCCGUUUUAUAUCCUCCUGAAGUUUCCAUCACCGGCUACGACAACAACUGGUACGUGGGUCGCACCAACGUGGUCCUGAUCUGCCACGCCACAGGGAACCCGAUGCCGCUGACGGUGAAGUGGACAACGAUGUCUGGGGAGAUGCCGGUGGGCACAGUGGACAUCCAAAAACAUCAACUGAAGGUCCUUAAAGUGGACGAAUCCGUGAACACCACUUUUGUUUGCGAGGUCGAGAAUCGCAUCGGCUUCGGGAAGGACCAGGUGACCGUGUUCGUGAGAGAACCCACCGUGGACCCUUCCAACGCAGGCGUGGUGGCGGGCGCCGUGAUCGGGUCCCUGCUCGCGCUCCUACUGGUCGCUGCCCUGGUCGGCGUGCUCGUCACCCGUAGCCGCCGGCAGCAGCAGGGUUACCGCGCCAACGGGGGCAGCGACAUGAAGACGCGCAUAUUCGGGGGCGGGAAGAAGACCAGCAAAAACGGCACCAACGGGGGAGCGGGGACCGGCGGGGUGGGCGGCGCCAACAACAACGGGCCGAUGUACGUCUACAACGAAAGCUCCGCCCACCAAGGCCUCGGCGAGAAGAACAACCACCACCAGCCUCUCACCAUCGGGGGGCGCCCUGAAGGGGUCAACGCCACCACCCCCACGGCUCAAGACAUCCUGCUCAGCAACGAACUGGACGACGCCGAGAGGAGGAAGUUCGACGAGUUGGAGGAAGACGAGCGGUACGACCAUUUCGGAGGAGGGGCCCCGAUCCUGCAGCUCCGCCCGCACGACCCGGACCACAUUAUCGGAGAUUAUCUCGACGACGAUAUGGAGUCGCAGCGGGAUGGUUCGGUCAUUUCACGGACUGCGGUUUACGUAUAAAUCGAGCGCGUGCGGCGGAGAGGAGAGGAUUUACAACUCCCAUCGGAAAGAAGAAAAUGUAUUCACUUUUAUUUUUUGAAAUUGAGUUGAAAUAGUCUAUUGUUAUUAAUCACCACAGCCUGAUUAUGGACUGAAAGAACCGGAGCGUGGCGGGAUGUUUUAUCGUUGGAUCUUGGCUCAAAUCUUAUCCCUUAAAAAAAAAAAAAAAACUCUUACCGAACAGAGAUGUACUUGUCGCCCUUCGCUGUUUCCGCUCCCGUCGUUGCAAAGGCGUCGGGGGCUUUCUCACGGACUUGACUGGCAGAGUAAAAGAGGAGCCGUACUGCGGGAGGUGAAGGCUCGUGUCAGCGUUCUGCAUCUGCGCAUAAACAAUGGGGAUAUUUGUGUUGUCGGUGGGAGCGCAGUCCUCCAACGGGAAGCCUUUUCUUUGUAGGGAACUGAUGGAUGCUUUGGAAAUGGGAAAAAACAAAAAAACAAAAAAAAAAGCGACUUCAACGUCACCUAAUUCGAAAUGAGGACACCGAAUUUCAACACGUCUUCACUUAAAAGUACACGUUCAGGUCGCGGCGUCUCGAGUUUUAAGAGACGCAGUUUGUUAGCUGUCAGCGAGCGCGCGGAACGACACGGAAACUGGGUUGACAAUCGCGGCGUAGAUUGAGCGGAUUUAGGGGAGCGCCUCGGAAAACUUUGGUUGCUGUUUUACGAUCUGACAGAAAUGAGGUACGGCAGACAUCACAGGGUCACGGGACGAGCCGAGCGAGGAAGCUAGGAGGUAGGAGUUAGGAGUUAGGAGCUAGGGCUUGAGGAAUGAUAGUACUUUAGCAAAAACGAAACAAAAAAAAAACGGGCAUAGUAGGAGCUUUGGUGGAGGGAUGUUUUCUGAUCAGAUGCAGAUGAGGCCUGGCAGACAUCACGGGGUCACGGGGAUGAGUCAAGCGAGAGAGCUAGGAGCUAGGAGCUAGGAAAGGAUGUAGUCUAUCCUGCUCAUCGCUCCACAGUCAAUAUUUACACUUUAAGAACACACUUCUGCUGCUAUUCAAACUGUAAAAAUAACAACUUAGCUUUGGCGGAGGGAAUCAUGAGAAGGACCUGGCAGACAUCGCCGGGUCACGGGAUGAGCCGAGUGAGGAAGCUAGGAGGCAGGAGUUAGGAGCGAGGAAAGGAUGUAGCAUAUAUCCUCGGUUUUAAAAUAUCCGCACUUAAAGAACACGCUUUGGCUUCUAUUCCACCUGCAGCAAAGUUAUUACGCUGUUUUUUCACAGAGACGUUUUACGAUCAAAUGCAAAUGAGGCGUGUCGGACUUCACAGGUUCACAGGAUGAACCGACGGAGGGAGGUAGGACGUAGGAGCUAGGAAAGGAUGUAACUUACCCUCUUCUUCAGCUUCAUCAAUAUCCACACUUUAAGAACCCGCUUUAAGUUUCUCAAAAAUUAAAAAAACUGGCAAAAUAACUUCAUGUGCAAAUUAGGUUUGGCUGACAUCACAGGGUCAGAAGAGGAAGCUAGGAGGUAGGAGCUAGGAAAGGAUGUAACUUAUCCUCCUCUUCAGCUCAUGGGUCUACAAUCAAUAUCUGCACUUUAAGAACCCGCUUUCAGUUUCACAAGAAUAAAAAUAAUGGUGUAAUAACUUCAUAUGCAAAUGAGGUUUGGGCGACAUCACGGGGUCGUAAAGGAAGCUAGGAGGCAGGAGCUAGGAAGUAGGAGUUAGGAAAGGAUGUGGCGUGUCCUCUUCUGCUCGUAGGUCUACAAUAAAUAUCCAAACUUUAAGAACCUACCUACAAAAAUAAAAAAAGGCAUAAUAACUUCAUAUGCAAAUGAGGUUUGGCUGACGUCACAGGGUCAAAAGAGGACGCUAGGAGGUAGGAGCUAGGAGUUACGCGCUAGGAAAGGAUGCAACUUAUUUAGGAGAGACGAGCUAGGAGGUAAAAGCUUAGGAGGAAGGAGCUAGGAAAGGAUGCGGCGUGUCCUCGUCCGCACACACCUCUACAGUCAAUAUCCGCACUUUAAAUCUACCAUCUCUAAUCACCUCUGUUGUAUUCUCACGCGUCGCCACUAGGGGCUGUCUACGUUACUGCUGUCCGACCGUUUCCACAUCUGCAACUAGUUUAAAAAAAAAAAAAAUCACGGCCGCUUUAAGAACACACAUAAAACAGCAGAAUAACUUUGCCGCAGAGGAGUUUUACGAUCAAACGCAAAUGAGGCGCGGCGGACUUCGCAGGGUCACGGGAUGAACCGACGGAGGAAGCUAGCAGGUAGGAGUUAGGAGCUAGGAAAGGAUACAUACUGUCUCCUACUCGCGGCUGUCUAUUCAGAGCGGCGCUGACAGGAGGAGCCUGAUUGGUAAUGAGCCGUGAAGUCGCUCUCUUAGCCCGCGCCAACAGAUUGCCACCACUUAUCGUUUAUGACGCGGUUUUUCCCUCCAUCAUAUCUCCCUCGCUCCCUCCGUCGCGUUCUCUCUCUCUCUCUCCCCAUCCCUCUCUCCCUCUGGUAAUUCCUCGCUCUUCGCCAUCGUUUAUGUGCGGGUUAUGAUUUAUCCAGACCAGUGCCGGGGUCAUGGCUGCGGAGGGCGAGCGAGUAUUUUACCGCCCUCCUCGAGUGUCAAAAACCCCACUUACUCUAUCGCCCGUCCACCUGCAGCUCGCCGCCCGCCUCACGGUCAGCCCCGCCGCGUGAAAAAUGCCUCCUCUUCCUCCUUCUCCUCCUCCUGACGGCCCCGUUGUAACGCGUCGGCGCCCCACCUUGACCGCACAUGAGCGAGAUAGAUUUUCAAUGACCGCUCGUUACGUUUCUUUCCAUUAGCGGAUGUUAUUAAAGGCGGUAAAUUGAUCCUGGAGACGGGUAAAGUUGCCGCCAUGUUGGAAGCGAUGGGAGUCGUAUUGACUAACAGACGAGCUUAGGCCCUUUACGGCGAAGCUUUAGGCGUGAUUGUCUCCUGACUGUUAAUUUAUCCAGCUAACGAGUCACCGGAGAGCCACUCUACUACACGAGGAGUACCCCUCCGUGGCUCCUAUAUUGUAUUAGCUGACUUUUAUAUAUGAUGUAGAUUACGACGAAACCACCGAGGAGAAAACGGGGCCGUCCCAGAUGCAUUAGAGGAAGAAUAACGAACAAAAAGACAUUUCCUGACGUUUACCUAAAUCCACCUUUCAACCCAUUGGAAUGAGGUCAAAGGAAAUCAAAGUGGCGUCGUUUAAAAAUGGGAAAUAUUGAUCCGUUUUACAUCCGUCGAGUGGAGAUCUGUGAGAAAAAAUGUUUAAAAAGUACAAAAAUACAAGAAGUAGCGGUGAUUUAUUCAGGUUCAAAUAACAAUACAAUCUUAAUAUAUGCAAUUUCCCCAUUAUUUGCAGUUUUACUUUAUGUAUUUCUGUAUUUUUCAGGGGUUCUUUUUGUCCUUUUGUGUUAACGAUUGAAAUAAACAGUUACAUCAGUGUGAUCCACCCACAAAAUUCCAUCCGAAAUGCUGGGAAAAUUUACACUUAUAUGGGAUUUGUCUGCCAGUUUAAUCCUCCAUUUAACAAAAUAAAGUUAAUUGCAUUUAUUUGUAUUAGUCUAAUGUAUUUUAGAAGUUUUAGCAUCAUAUUUGCUCCGUAAAAAUUAUGAAAUUACCUCUGCAUAUCUCAUUUCUGUCUGCCUCCAACCCAGGAAGUAAAAUCAUCAAGUUUACCAAAACAGGAAGCUUUUAUAAUCCUGUUACCUCUUCAAAAACAAACCUCCAAAGCUCAGAAUAGUUAAUUUUACUGAACUGAAAAGAUCCAAAUGAUUCUAGAAAUGAAAGCGAAUGGAGUUUAAAAACACAGCGGGGCACUUCCUGUAUCACCACGUGACAUCACAAGGUGGAACAGAGCGUUUUCAAUUUGAGAGACGUGCGUGAAUGAAACAAAACGCAACUCCAGGUCUGUUUGUGACGAGGAAAUGACGUUAAAACGGAUCAGAAAACAGCGUAACGUGGGCUUUUUUAACUCUAAUUACGUUAACCGUGUUUUAGCAUCACGACUAAUCCAACCCGACGCGUGCACUUUAAAAGUUCAAAGUUGAGAAAAGGUCAGAACUUGAAUCCCGCGCUAAGUGCACCAGUACAUUUCCAGCCUUAUGUUUGACGUGAUGCGAGUCGAUCGGGGCCUAUAUCGUUGUAUUUUUCCCGUCGCGAGGACUGCGGACCUACAGAAACGAGCAGAUGCAGACGACCGGAGGGAGACGGGAUUAAACGCGGCGUGUUGUAAGCCGGUGUUUUUAAAGGGAUUGUCGUUUUAAUGGCCUUAGCUUGUACUCAAUGUAACUCCUGGGGAUGUGGGGUCAAAAAAUUGCAUUCUGGACAUACACAGAAGAGCUCACAAAUGUAUUAUUUUUGCACUUGUGUGAGUCACGGUUGCAAAUCUGAAACUGCCGAACGAGACAAGUGUCGUGUGUACAUUUUGGUGUGAGGUAUCUGUGUACUAUAUAUAUGUAAGCAUCUUUAUUUUUCUUGUGGAAAUGUGGAUAUUUAUGACCAGUGUAAAUAUCAAAAACGGGGCCGGUGAAACUUACGGACUUGUGUGAACUGAACUGUCUUGAGAAUGUAAUCUGAUCCUUUAUUUCUUUAGUUGGUUUGAUACUGACCUUAUGCGUAAGAGUCAGUGUUAUGUUAAAAAAUGUAAAAUUAGAAUUGUUUUGGUUUUCGCAAAAAGCACACGUUGCGUUCCUCGCCUUGCCCUUUCAUACCUGUACGACUCAUAGUUCAGAUAUCAGACCGUAAAUACAAAAAAAGCAAAAGGUUGGGCUUUAUGACGGAGAAAAAAACCCCAAAAACUAACGUGAUUGGAUCCUUUUGAGCACGUGACAUUUUGGUGUUAGCAUAAUUUACUUUAUCCAGGGGUGUAGCGUCAAAUUCUGGAUCCUGGGUACAAAAUGAUCUUAGUGGGCCCUGCUCUAAUGAAAAAUGCACAUUAGAAACUUUGUUAGGGCCCCCCUCUCUGCGCUGGGCCCCGGCUAAACUGCACACUUUACCCCCCUCAAUCCGAAACCCCUGCUUUUUUUUAGUUUGACCAAUCGGAGUCAUCGAGCUUAAGAUCCAGGCUCCAAGAAAACCAUGAUUUUGUUUAGUUUUUGUGUUUUGUUUUUCCCCAGUAGAGACUUUGUGAGGGGCCCCCUUCCUGCACUGGCCCCGGGUAAACUGCCCCCUCUACCCCCACAGUCUGACACCCCUGCUUUUUUUGUUUUUGUUUUGACUAAUCAGAGUGAAGCGUCAACUUUUAAAGCGAUAUAAAAAAAUAAACAAAAUCAUCGUAAGUUGUAAAUUUAUUUUUUAUUUUUGCCCUUUAGAGACUUUGUGAGGGGCCCCCUUCCUGCACUGGGCCCUGGGUAAACUGCCCCCUCUACCCCCCGCAGUCCGACGCCCCUGCUUUUACCCAACUCCUCCUCUGAUUGGUCAGAUUCCGUCCUGCUCUGAGUGAGUGACAGGUCGGUUUGACCAAUCAGAGCGAGUGAAGCGUCAAAAAGCAAUUUAAAGUUAGAAGUUGUGCGUUUAUCGUGAUCUGAUAUCGAACUGAAAUAUGACCCAAGCUCUAAGAAAACCAUGAUUUAGUUUAGUUUUUUUCCUUUUUUUCUCCAUCAUAUCGCCCGUUUUUACCACAUCCACGUGUUUCUGACUUAAAGUGGGACUAAAACGCUCAACUUCUGCCAUGAAAACAAUCAAAACAGCUGCUAAACCGGGACGUACCUGGACGAUUAACGACCAGAGAGGACUGGAAAUGUGAGGAAGAAGCGUGAUUGGUCUGACAGGCAUUCACGCUUUAAACCCCACCCCCCCAGGUGUUUUCAGACAGAAACACCUGGCUUAAAUCAGUGCAGUCCUGUGCGAUGUCACGUCGUACUUGACUCACACUUAGUUCUUGUGGUUUUUCCCUGAAAUCCAUCUUUUUUUCCAAUCAAAUCGCUUUAAAAAAAUGCCCAGGGACCUCAGAUGACGCUAUUAAAACACCAUACUCAGUUUAGCAGCAAAAAAAAGUUUAUUUCGUGUUUGGUUCCACUUUAACUUGUGAUUUCGAGACUCCUCUCACUGCCAUUCAGGGUCGCAGCCUCCAAAUAAACCGACCAGUUUGUUCGUGAUCAGAAAGUGUUGAAGCAGUUGGACUUUCUUAGCGUAUUUUCCAAAGACACAAAGUGCACACUGCAGCAUAUAUACAGGAGAAUGCAGAGAUGUGUGUGUUUUUUUUUUCGUUUUUUUUUUUUCCUCCCUCUCCCACGCGCUUCACUCUCUCAUUAUGCUCACUCCCACAGCCAAACUGCGCACAAGACACCUCACACCUGACAACUUUGCCAUCUUCUGACAUAAACCCACACAGUUGCAUCGGCGCGGCACGUGGCCAAACACGAACUCUACCAACGUGUUAUUUAACCAUUUUGGUCAAUACCGAAAUGAUGUAACACGGCGUUUUUAUUUUUUCAUAAACAAAAAUCAAACCACACAGACUCGGGCUGUUCAGAGUCCGUGUUGUUGUCGUUUUUUUUUUUAAAAGAUCUUCAACCGUUUAUCCCUUCGACGCGGGGAACAUCGCUUUCAUGAAAAUGCCACAGCGCUGACCUCCUCCCACCCUCGGGUCGGCGUUAAAAGCUUUUAGCGACUUGCAACUUCCUACUCGCUUCCCGAAAAAAAUGCAGUUUUUGACUUUGCUACCCCUCGUUUUUUCUCGCUCUCGCUCCGAACGACGACUCCUCCACGAGACGCAGAUGCCGUCGCAGAUACACAAUCCUCCCCCUUCAAAACACACAACACAAACGGCUUUUAUAGCAAUUCACGGGAUAAAAGUAGCGGGUCCAGCACAAGGUUAACCAAACAAUAUCUUGAUGUUUUCGUUUUAUUUUUCUCCUUCUAAGUCUGUCACACAAUGGCCCCGAAUGCAACCCCAAUUUAUGAGAAGUUAAGACACUUUUAAAACGGAACGCCAAGAUUUUCAAACCCGGACGAGCCAAAAUGAAAUUGUCAGUUGGAAGGCGACGACGAGUCUUAAAAAUGUCAGGAUUAAAAAGCACGGAUUUGCAGGAUUUUUAAUUAAAUUUGCUAAUUUUUGGGAUGGUUUUUGUCAAGGCAAUUCAUCCACAGGCACAGGCACGUUCUCCUGAUCGUGAAACUCGCUCGUGAUCCGGACGUGGCGUCGCGUCGCCGUUGCUAACUGGUUGUGCUAGCUGCGUUAAAGGAUGGUCAAAUGCAUAGACUGUAUAUAGAAAUGGACAUAGCUAACGCGCUAGCCAACAGGAAGUGAUCAUUUUGGUCUUAAAUGUUCGUAUUAACCCUCUACAUGAUCCUGGGGUUUUUAUUUCACUAUUGUGUCUGUAAAUCAAGAUAUGAACAUUAAUUACAGACAAAUCAGCCGCCGUGUUUUCCUUAGGUUCUUCCCGCUAGCGUUAGCAACAGUAGGAAUUCCAAAUAUGAAACUCUGCUCCACAUUAGCCGCUAUAACUGCUAGCGUCGAUGAGCUUCAUUCGACUGGAGCUGAACGCUGCGGGAGAAACAAACAUUUAUUAAAUUUCUGGUGUUUUCAUUGCUAAAAAUUGCUUUGAGACACAUGUAUUCUCACUGUGAGUGACUCUCCACAGAUCUCACCUGUAACUUGGCCUCUAAAUCAAGAUAUGAACACGAAAAACAAACAAUCAAGCGCGUUUUUUUUUUUGUCGCUCCUGUUUAAUUGACAGCGCUGCUAAUCCGGGGCGUUACCUUCAACUGCCUCCUUCCUGAUUGGCUCUUUGGUUGCUAGGAUACUCCGCUCCAAAUUAGCCGCUAUAACCGCUAGCCUCGAUUAGCUUCAUUUCACUGGAGCCAAACUUAGUCCACUUCUUUACACAGUCUGUGGUCAAAUUUCGAGGGUGAUUUUCCCGCAGGACGAAUAAUAUCUGAUUAAUUAGCCGUCCAUAAUGCAGUAUUUACUCGCCUUUCAUCCAAAACGACGUCAUCGAGCUCUUUGUCGUCUGUCCUACUUUCGGGGAGACGCUUCGCCGCCGCCGUCACUUUCAAACCGAUUUGUCAUAAAAGAUUAAUAUCGCCUUCAACACCUAAAACGAUUUAUAAACCAAUGUGUUCCGUCUCCAUUUACAUUUAAAAAGCGCUCGAACUUUUCAUAAAUUGCGGUAGAAAUAAUCAAAGCCUUAACAUCUCACUGCGUUCAAAGACGACCCCUUUCCUGUGUACAUAGUAUAAAUAUAUAAAUAUGUAGCCAAGAAAAGACUUACUAAUUUAUGGCGUCACGUUUGUGUAUUUCUCAGUGACAGCGAAAAACAGCAUGACGGAUUUCUUUUUGUUUUGUUUUGUUGUUUUUCUUCUUCUUCUGUUAUUUCUGCAGUGCUUUAUCAUUUCUGUUCGAGUGCCGCGAUGUGACUGAUGCCAAGAUUUUUUUUUUUUUUUGGUAACACUUCAGUUUAGAGCCAACACAAAAACCGCAAACUAAGUGGCAGUCGGUAUGCUAGUUAUCCGUUAGCAUUUAGAACAUAGACUGGAUUUAUAAGUGGACGUAGCUAACCCGCUAGCCGCCACGUUCCAAACAGGAAGUGAACGUGGGCGUGCUAUCGACUCCAUUGGAUCCAAUUCACUUUCUAUUGAAAAACUCGCUCUUCUCUCUGUACCUGCUGCGCUCGGACUCGCCGUUUUGGUCUUAAAUGUUCGUAUUAACCCGCUCUACGUGAUCUUAGCGUUGUACUUUCGCUUUUUUGUCCGUAAAUCAAGAUAAAAAACAUUAAUAACAGACAAAUCAGUCGCCUUUUUUUCCCCCUGAGAUCGCUCCCGUUAGCAUUAGCAACACAUUUAAUUGACAAGUGUUGCUAGCGUCCGCUCUCUGCUAAACUAGCGGUGCGGGAAGAGGCGUUACCUUCAACAACCUUGCUCCUGAUUGGCUCUUUGGUUGCUAUGAUACUCACAAACCUCCAAAAUUCGCCGCUAUAACUGCUAGCGUCGAUUAGCUUCAUUUGACUGGAGCUAAUCGCUGUUGGUCACGUCCACUUCUUUACACAGUCUAUGAUUUAAAAAGCGUAAUAAAGCUGCACUGUGGAACAUUUCUGGUGAUAUCACUUUGCCUGGAAUGUUCCACAGUAUAGCAUUAAACCGAUCCAUCUUUCACGUGUUGAUUCCAGGUAUUUUUAUCGCUAAAAAUGCCUCGGAAAAAACCUGCGUUCUCACUGUGAAGCGGGGUCACCUUUCCUUUCCGCAGAUCUGACCUGUAAAUUGGCCCGGUGGCGUUCGCUGCUUGUUUCCAUGGAAAUGAUGAACGUUAAAUGUAAAGUUGUUGGCAAAGGCGAGCGCGCAGCAAAGUGCAAAUGUAAGGGCACGGUUAUGCAACACAUGCUAAUGAUGCUAACGGGAUGCUAGUGGGUAAAUACUUAUGUAAAUAUACAGGAAAAUACAGGAAAAAACAAACUUGUAAGUACUUUAUGAAUACCAAAAACUGCAUAAACCACGUAUAAUAUUAGCUAAUUAAUACGCGAGCCUAAACUAAAGUGUUACCAUGGUUUUUUUGCUCUAAAAUAAACCUGUACACAACACGAAACCCCCAAAAAUGUGCUUUAUGGACUGCUCUGUGUAAACGCUGUAUACUUUUGUACUUUUUGAUUUAGUCUUAUUGAAAAAAAAAAAAUGAAUGGAAACUUAUCACCAUCUGUCAUGUCUUUUUAUUUGUAUUCUGUUGGUAUUAAAGGUUUCUUGAUUUUUGAAAUAUGGCCCGUCUGGUUUGGAGUUUGUUUCAUCCGUCUCUCGAAACACUCGCGGAUGACGAAAGACGCGGACUCGAGCGAAACGGCGCCCAUUGAUUGUCGCUGAUUAGAUUUAUAGAUUAAUUGAUUGCGUUAUGAAGUGUCCCGUGCGUCUCCUGUCAGCCAUCGU
This is a messenger RNA of Periophthalmus magnuspinnatus, 11814 nucleotides long. Its product is annotated as nectin-2. The record is from RefSeq and is a predicted model, not a curated record. NCBI's taxonomy places the organism in Eukaryota, Metazoa, Chordata, Actinopteri, Gobiiformes, Gobiidae. The transcript has 7 exons. Bases 379 to 1974 code for a protein of 531 amino acids.